GGACAACAGAAAAAAGAAAGAAAAAAGGAAAGAAAAGAAAAGAAAUCGAGGAAUCACUUGUUUCGAAACAAAAUGUCAGGUGCUGAGGAAUCUCCAGCUCAGCUGGCCGCUCGUCUUCGACGAGAGCGCCGGGAAGCAAAGAUUAGAGCUGGUGGCUCCGCGAGAUUAGACAAAAUCACAAGCUUAAGUGGGAGGACUCCUGCGAGCUUGAGAGAUGAGCCUCCUCGCUCCGUUAGCCCUUUCAGCAACUCAACUCCGGAAUUACAACCAGAGGAAGCAUCUCGAUCCAUCUCCCCACUACCCAAAUUCUCCAGCGCUACAGAUCAAUCACCUGAAGAUUUCGAAGCGCAACAAGCAUACCUACGAGCCCUGCUACGAUCCAAACAGCCUCUCGAUCAGCCGCAAGAACCUGACCCAACCGCAAAGCUUCUGAGCACGCUCAUGGGGCUUGAUUCAGCUUCCCCAGAUGCCGUUGCCGGCAACGGAGCUUCUGGCCUGGCCCCAGCCGAUUUGCUGUCACGAAACCUUACUUCCUCGUUUAGCUUACCACCCUCGAUAGCCAAUUUCUUUACACAGCAGCUCCAGCCCGAGUCCCCGGACAGCCAACAGAGAAACAGACUCUGGCGCAUUCUUCACACAAUCGUCGCUUUUACUUGCGGAAUUUGGCUUAUUCUUAUGCUUCGGACGGCUUCGAUGACGUACGGGGAAAAUCCACCGCCCCCGGCUACAGUUCAAAGUCCAUUUGUGCACUUCGUCACGGCGGAGCUUGUCUUGGGCAGUGCGAGGUUAUUGACGAGUAUGAGAAACGGACAGUUGCGGACGGUGCGGCCGUGGAUGCAGAUUCUAUCGGAUAUCGCCAGAGAUGGGAAAAUAAUUUUGUUUCUGUUGGGCAUUGCGGGGAUGUGGAUGAGAACUUCUGACAUGCUAGAAGAAAAGUUGAUGAACUUAUGAAUCAUGUUGUUAUGCUUUGGUAGCUACUAGCGUGAAUUAAUGCCUACAUAUCUUCCC
This is a messenger RNA of Coccidioides posadasii C735 delta SOWgp, 1008 nucleotides long. RefSeq lists its product as uncharacterized. Lineage: Eukaryota; Fungi; Ascomycota; Eurotiomycetes; Onygenales; Onygenaceae. Gene Ontology annotation, biological process: retrograde vesicle-mediated transport, Golgi to endoplasmic reticulum. The record is from RefSeq and is a predicted model, not a curated record.